Lactuca sativa (garden lettuce) is the source of this 621-nucleotide messenger RNA. NCBI's taxonomy places the organism in Eukaryota, Viridiplantae, Streptophyta, Magnoliopsida, Asterales, Asteraceae. The record is from RefSeq and is a predicted model, not a curated record.
GAUUAAAAUUUGUUUUUGAAAUAUUAAUGUCUAAAUCACACUUUAGUGAAUAUAAAUAGGGGAUGCAAGCAAUUCCUCAUACCAUAAGUACAUUAGAGAAACCUCCAAAUGGGAUCAAUAUUUCAAAUUCUCCUUGUUCUCUUCAUGCUUUCCUUCAAAGGCUACGGUCAAUGUGAAAUAAAAGACAUAACCGUUGGAACAGAAAGGACUUCUGAACAAAUACAAGGUAAACAAGAAUGGAAGGUGAGUUUCAUAAACACUUGCAGAUGCUCUCAACAAGCCCUUAUCGUCUCUUGCAACGGUUUCCAAACUGUUGAGAAAGUUGAUCCAAGCAUCUUUGCACGUGUGGGGAAUAACAAUUGCAUCGUUAAUGGAGGUCGGGCUAUUGCACCUUUCAUGACGGUCCAAUUUCUUUAUGCCUGGGACCCUCCCUUCAUUUUCGUGCCAAUAUCGUCUCAAGUUCAGUGUUGAGGGGUAUUUAUGUAACUAUUAAAAAAAAGUCAUGAAUUAAGAAGUGGGGUUUCUUAUCUUAAUUGAUUACUUGAUCCCAUGAUCGAUCUUCGCAGCAUAUUGCAUCUUUUGCCGGUUCAUAUUAAAAUCAAAAUUGUGUAUUCAAGGCCA